Messenger RNA from Panicum virgatum (switchgrass), 1681 nucleotides. Its product is annotated as WAT1-related protein At4g30420-like. The transcript is spliced from 6 exons. Bases 532 to 1608 code for a protein of 358 amino acids. Gene Ontology annotation, cellular component: plasma membrane. The record is from RefSeq and is a predicted model, not a curated record. Gene Ontology annotation, molecular function: transmembrane transporter activity. Lineage: Eukaryota; Viridiplantae; Streptophyta; Magnoliopsida; Poales; Poaceae.
AGAAAAGAACAGGCGGUCCAUUUUCAAUCCUGCAGUCUUUUUUUUUUUUGCCAUGAAUUUUGCUGCUGCGAGUUGACGCCUGAUUUCUGCCACUCGUCUGGUCGGCAAUAUACUGAAGGGUUUGAUGCGACAGGCACACGGCGCAUUGUAGUAUAUGGUGGUGCUUGGCUGCUGGCAGGCUCGAAGCACAUGCGGUGGAGAUGCUACCUGCAAUGUAAAAAUGGCGACGCCAUCGGAGACGAGGAGAAGAGAAAUCGGGCAAGUUUUGCUAGCGAAUUCAGCAAUCAUGUCCGACGCAGACAGGAAGUAAUUCAUGAUGAGGUCCAGCAGGGCAUGACGCAUACUCAAUUCGCUUGUAGACACUUAUAUUUUGCAAAUCCACGAAUUCUUAUCUCCACGAUGGGUUUGACCACGGAGCUGCUUACCUCCGCAAGAGAAAACAACAAUCACCCGAAACCAUAAACAAAGAGGAGUGUGACGGCGCAGGUGAGUCAGCUGGCUGCUAUUUCGUCCGCGAGCGCGCGCACAUGGAUGCUCCUACAUAGCUGGCGAAGUGGCGAGUCGAGUGGGCGCCCCCAAUCCCCCCCACCUUCUCUCGCUCGCGGAUCUCCGAUCUCGCGAGCCAUGGCCGGCGGCGGCGGCGGUCCAUGGCUGCAGCGGUACGGGCCGAGCGCGGGGAUGGUGCUGGUGCAGCUGUUCUACGCGCUGGUGGACGUGGCGCUCAAGACGGCGAGCGGGCUCGGCAUGCGCCCCAUCGUCUUCGUCGCCUACCGCCAGGGGAUCGCCGCCGCCACGCUCCUCCUCGCCUCGCUCGCCGCCAGGGGGUGCACGCUGCGGCCCAUGGCCGUCGGCGCCCGGGCCUUCGCCCUCAUCUUCGCGGCAUCCCUAGCCACCGCGACGGGGCAGUACUUCUACCUGCAGGGGCUGCUCCUGGCGUCGCCGUCCAUGGCCAGGGCCACCACCAACCUCGCCCCCGGCAUCACCUUCGCCAUCGCGGCUGUCAUCGGGUUAGAGAAGGUGGAUAUCAGAAGCUUGAGAAGCGUCGCCAAGAUAGUCGGCACCGCCAUCUGCCUCGCUGGAGCGGUGUUCAUGGCGUUCUUCAAGGGUCCCAAGCUCCUCGGCGCGGUCCUUGUCUCGGUGACCGGCGACUGGGUGAAAGGAGGGAUCUAUCUCGUCGGAAAUGCUAUCUGCUUCUCCAUCUGGUAUAUCAUCCAGGUGCCUGUCUGCAAAUCGUACCUUGAUCCUCUAUCUCUAGCGACUUGGAUGUGCUUCUUAGCGACCUUGCAAUGUGCGGUGAUGGCCUUCUUCCUGGAGCCAAAUUACUUGCAAAUUUGGAAGCUGAACUCGUUCUGGGAGUUCCCCUGCAUCUUGUACGGAGGAGUGUUUGCCUCCGGCGCAAACUUUUUCCUCCAAUCCUGGUGCAUAUCUGUGAAGGGCCCUCUUUACAGCGCAAUCUUUACGCCCCUGAGUGCAGUGAUCACAGCAAUAUUAUCUACACUCUUCCUGCAUGAAGAACUCCAUAUUGGAAGUGAACAUUGUUUUAUGCAGCAUAUUAGGAGCUAUUACUAUCAUUGCCGGCUUGUAUGUGGUGCUGUGGGGCAAAGCUGAUGACGUGAAGGGCGAGAGUCUGGCAAUCAAUUCUAGUGGUUCGAAAGGGGGAGUAGAUUCAGACUGUAUCGGU